This is a messenger RNA of Rhodamnia argentea, 2449 nucleotides long. RefSeq names its product CBS domain-containing protein CBSCBSPB5-like. Bases 358 to 1989 code for a protein of 543 amino acids. Gene Ontology annotation, molecular function: protein binding. The record is from RefSeq and is a predicted model, not a curated record. NCBI's taxonomy places the organism in Eukaryota, Viridiplantae, Streptophyta, Magnoliopsida, Myrtales, Myrtaceae. The transcript is spliced from 15 exons.
GCCUCCGCUUCUCUCCGGUCGCUCAUUUUCCCGGGAAAUCAAAAGUUUGGAUCGGAAUUAUCGUUCCGAAACUUUUCCGGGAAAAUUCUAAUUCCUCACCAAUUCCGGUCUCCUCUGGGAAACUGAGUUCCCUCUUCCCUCAUUCUCGCGAGCGGGAGACGGGCGGCGGUAGUGUCGUUUUUUUUUUUUUCUUCCCUUUUCUGGGCGAUUGAGCUUCAUGCCUCGCUCGCAUUCAUAGUUGAUUGGGUUUGAGAUUUUAAUCUUCGGUUCAAUCGAUUUUUGUUGCCGGAGGAACUGAUAUCGUUUCCUCGGAACUUUCUGGAGGAGGAGGAGGAUUGGUGUGGAUAAUCGGUGGAGAUGGCUAGUCAAAGCGGUUCAUCGAGGAGAAGCUUAUCGCUGUCGAACUCGUCAAAGGGGAAGAAGAAAGCUUCCGAAAAUGGAGGAGGAGGAGGAUUCGACGCCUCUCGGAAAUCUCUUUCAUCUUCUCGUUCCAUGGGAUUAACUGGAGAGCGCACUGUGAAGAGACUGAGGCUGUCAAAGGCCCUAACAGUACCUGAAAGUACAAGUCUUUUUGAGGCUUGCCGCAGGAUGGCGGCUCGCAGAGUUGAUGCUUUGCUGCUAACUGAUUCCAAUGCACUACUCUGUGGUAUUCUUACCGACAAGGAUAUAACAACAAGAGUGAUAGCGCGGGAGUUGAAUCUUGAGGAAACACCUGUUUCUAAAGUAAUGACUAGGAACCCGACAUUCGUUCUCUCUGACACCCUUGCAGUUGAGGCACUUCAGAAGAUGGUGCAAGGAAAGUUUAGACAUUUGCCGGUGGUGGAGAAUGGGGAAGUCAUUGCUUUACUUGAUAUAGCCAAAUGCUUAUACGAUGCUAUUGCUCGUAUGGAGAGAGCUGCUGAAAAGGGAAAAGCAAUUGCUGCAGCUGUGGAAGGUGUUGAAAAAAAUUGGGGGACAUCCAUCUCUGGCCCCAAUACAUUCAUUGAGACCCUCCGGGAGCGAAUGUUUAGGCCCUCUCUGUCCACAAUCAUUUCUGAGAAUUCAAAAUUGGUAACAGUUUCACCAACAGAUACAGUCUUAGAAGCAGCAAAAAAGAUGGUUGAAUCCCGAUUAAACUCAGCGGUUGUGACGGUAGAAAAUAAACCAAGGGGAAUUCUAACUUCAAAAGAUAUAUUGAUGCGAGUAAUAGCUCAAAGUCUUCCUCCAGAUUCCACUCCUGUGGAGAAGGUCAUGACUCCAAAUCCGGAAUGCGCAUCGGUUGACACUCCUAUUGUUGAUGCUUUGCACACCAUGCACGAUGGAAAAUUUUUACACCUUCCAGUGGUAGACAGAGAUGGAAAUAUUGUCGCCGUGGUGGAUGUCAUUCACAUAACUCAUGCUGCUGUUGCCACUGUUGGAAGCUCUGCUGGAAUCAAUAAUGAGGCCGCAAGCACAAUGAUGCAGAAAUUUUGGGAUACUGCUAUGGCUGCUAGUCCAACAGAUGAUGAUGAAGAAACUAGAAGUGAAGGUUCCAUGAAGUUAACUUCCGAUGGAGGAGAUGCUGGGAGAUCAUUAUCCUAUUCAUCAAGCCAACCAAAUUCAUUUGCCUUCAAGAUUGAAGAUAAGAAGGGGCGGAUGCAUAGAUUUUCUUGUGAUACUCAAAGCAUGACAGAUGUUAUAACAUCAAUUGUCCAAAGAGUAGGUGAGGACAUUGACAGAAACAAUCUACCUCAGAUUCUGUAUGAAGAUGAAGACCAUGAUAAGGUCGUCCUUGCAUCAGACGGUGAUCUCGUGGCUGCAGUUGACCAUGCAAGGUCAGCUGGUUGGAAGGGUUUAAGAUUGCAUCUAGAUUAUUCGGGAACAGCCAAGCGAAGUAGAGGUGCGAGUGGUGGUGACAUGGCUUACGCUCAAGCAGAUGCUUGGGCUUCUGCAUACAGUGCCGUUGCAGCUGGGGCUGCUCUUGUUGCUGGGUUGGGAGUGUUGGCAUACUUGAAAAGAGCUGGUAACUAAAUUUCUACAUAGAUUCCCAAUUGCAAGGAACCUGCGGAAGUGGCAAACGAAAGGCGAAAUCCCGACAUUAAUUCUUGGGCGGUAUUAUAGCUCUUAAUCAUAUAUACUCCGGGGACUCUAAGCAGAAGGGGAAGAAAAGUUCUUGGCACUUGCUGUAGUUGUAAGGUUGUGCUAUGACACAUUUGUUUCCCCAGGUUUUGCAGUUCCUGAACUCCAGGAAUGGUUUGGCUGGUCGAUAUUUUGUGUCAGUAGAAAAAAAAUGGAGGCCUGCUGGUUCGAAAAUGAAUAGUAAUUGAUUUUUUGCUUCUUGGGUUUAGGCAGUAUUGUAUGUGGUGUGGUGGCCCUGGUGGGUGACUGCCACAGGACUGUGUAAACAAUCUUUGCUUUGUUUGCAAUCAAUUUGACUAUACCCUGCAAGAAUUUUGGGGACAUUGGAUAUUUAACACUGCUUUGUCUAUCA